AUGAGCUGGCACCCGUUCGGAGGACCGUCGCGGUCCGGGGACGAGUGGUUCUCUGUCGGUCUGGCCUCUGACUUUCCCGACCUGGGCUUUGAUGAGGAUAGCCUCUUGGAUAACCGCUUCUGUGGCCCGGACCUGAAGCCCGGGUGCAAGGUGUUUCAUGCACCAAGAGAACCUGGGUCCACAAGGACCGAGAUAGCGAUCGCAGAGGACGACGGUCCGCCCGAAGACGAGGAUCUCAAGGACCAAGUGCUCGUGUUCCAGCACAGGGGCAAGUUCCACGCCAUCGAUCAUCGCUGCCCUCAUUCCUCCUACCCGCUAUCUCGUGGUACACCGUUCGACAUUGAGGACUUUGGAGUCAUGCUCAGCGCCGGCAUAACCUGUCCAAAGCACGCCUGGUCGUUUGACCUCCACACAGGCAUGUCAGAUCGCGCUCGGUACAAGCUCGGCGUAUGGGAGACCCAGGUCCGAGAUGUGAAGCGCCACGGACUCCUCGGAUUGAGCACAGCUAAGAGUGAUGCUGUUUCCGAGCAGCCAGAGAAAGAGGUGUGGGUGAGGAGGAAGCAGAGGAUGGGCUGA
Molecule: messenger RNA, 576 nt
Organism: Verticillium nonalfalfae
Lineage: Eukaryota; Fungi; Ascomycota; Sordariomycetes; Glomerellales; Plectosphaerellaceae
Exons: 2
Coding region: 1-576 (191 amino acids)
Molecular function (GO): 2 iron, 2 sulfur cluster binding
Source: RefSeq, a predicted model, not a curated record